UUUAAUGAAGCAGGCGGAGUCAGUUUCCAUGGUGUGAACACAACAAGACAGGCAGCGAGGACUUCCUGCCAAGCCUGAGCAUUGCAGACGGCAAACAAGAUAUUGCUUUUCUUGAUCAUGGAACUGACCAAACUGUCCGACAUGACAAAGCUCCACCAAGCUGUGGCUGCAGGGGACUACAAUUCAGUGAAAAAGAUUUUGAAGAAAGGUCUCUGUAACCCAAACUACAAGGACGUGGACUGGAAUGACCGAACCCCACUUCACUGGGCUGCGAUCAAGGGACACAUGGAGGUGCUACAGCUCCUGAUAAAACACGGAGCCCGGCCGUGCCUGGUAACUGAUGUGGGCUGGACCCCCGCUCAUUUUGCAGCUGAAUCAGGCCAUCUGAACGUGCUCAAAGCCCUCCAUGCCUUGCAUGCCGCCAUCGACGCCCCCGACUUCUUUGGAGACACGCCAAAGAGGAUCGCACAGAUCUAUGGGCAGAAAGCCUGUGUGGCGUUCCUGGAAAAGGCUGAACCCCAGUGCCGGGAAUAUCGCCAGGCCGCCAGGCGGAUGGGGCUGCAACUCGAUCAGCGAGAUGAAGACUGGGAUGCCAAGAAGAGGGAGCUGGAGCUGUCUCUUCCUUCCUGGAAUAAAAACACUAAUAAGAAAAAGAGCAAGAAAACCGGAGGCCCCAGCAGGCUCAGCAAUACCAAGGAGAGGGGAGCGUGA
Messenger RNA from Budorcas taxicolor (takin), 711 nucleotides. It is a transcript of the gene ANKRD66, whose product is annotated as ankyrin repeat domain 66. NCBI's taxonomy places the organism in Eukaryota, Metazoa, Chordata, Mammalia, Artiodactyla, Bovidae. The record is from RefSeq and is a predicted model, not a curated record. The transcript is spliced from 4 exons. Gene Ontology annotation, molecular function: protein binding. Bases 118 to 711 code for a protein of 197 amino acids.